GAACAGUAAUUAUACACCACUGUACUGUUGGUGCCUGGGCGUGUAGUGUAGUGUACACUUUUUUAAAACAUAAUUUGACACUUCUAUACAUUCGAAUCUUUAUAUCAGUUAUAACACUACAUUAGUUCUGGGAAAUCUUGGGGAAUUUAUGCCUUGUCGGUUAUAUAUUUUUAAUUUUGACUUUUAGGUCCUUAGCUUAUAGUUAUUUCUCGAUUCAAGUAUAACUAGUAGUAGUUCCCAUCACCGAGGGACUCCUUAUCUCAUUUAACUACAAUGCUUAUGGUUACCGGCCCGAUCUCGUUUAUAAUUAUACGUCAUCCAGUUCACAGCUCAAUCGGGUCAUUCUAAAGCUCGACCUUCAGAAACAACAUGCACCUGAUCACAAGGAGCUUUGUAUUGGGGAUGGCGAAGUGCAAAACACCGACAAUUCAUCAGUGCUGAAUAGAGUGCAUGCAUGUAUGUAUGACAUACGUCCAUCAUGCAUGUCCUACUACAUUGAUUACCCUCUAAAAAUAUGCCUGCUUGUCAUUUGUCUUGCUACCACUCCUUUAACCAUGUGUAUUGCGUAAGGCUGCUUCGACUCUUACUCUUAGAGUUAGUUUUGUAAUUUGUAGACAGAGGCCACUAACCUCUGCAGCUUGUGAUAGAUCGCAGUAUACAGGCCGGGUGGCAGGUCGCAGCAGGGGUCUGGGGUCUUGUCCGAUAUAUACUCUGUCAGUCAACAGUAGCUUGUCAGAGUUGUUUUGUUAAUGUUAAUAUCCGUCAAACGUUAACUUUAGCUGCUUUAUUGUAUCACUUGAGAGCCUUUAGUUGUGCAGUUCGUUCGUGUUUCAGUAACGGUGUUUCAUUAGCUCAAACAAUUUAGGAAUCGAUUAAUCAAUAUUUAGGAAGUAGGACUAUAGACGUGCAUUUGAUUCACGAUGUCAAUCCUUCGCAGCUCGGUGAGGCACAGUGGUGCAUCGCGCUACAAGACGUGCAUAAAAAGAGGGCAAAGAGGAUUGGAGGAACUUAUAGCUGUUUUCCUGGUUGUUUCUGAUUCGACCCAAUAAGGAAAUAAAUAAAAUCAGUGGCAAUUGGCACAGUGAUUAGUGGGUCGUAGUUUGGUCAGAAUAAAAUACCUACCAUUGGCAUUAGGAUUAAGAAUUGGGUGUAGAUUGAACAUGAAUGGUAUAGUGCUAACUUCCAGAUAUGGCUUCGCUUACAUAACGUCAGAUGCACAGAACUUUAGAAGAAGUUUGGCCCAGUAUAUUGAAUAGUCCCUAUGAUUAAAUUAUGAGGCCCUUGGUGAGGCAUAUCAGAUCACAGCAGCAUACUUCUCACAGACAGUAUGCCGAGUUGUUGAACACUGUACAGCCUAGACAAUCUGAUUCUAUGUUUAACAGGAGUCAGCAGCCCAGACCCUUCCAUACCCUUCAUCUUGCAGACCCUCGCAGGUUUAUCGUUUUACCUGCACGUACUCUCCACAAUCUGCAUACCUACAUUAAUAAUAUGACUCAUGACAAGCUGCCGGAUAGUCAAGUCGUGAUCGCGGCUUGCGGUUAAAGCUUUCAACCGGGCCUGAUAAACAAGCAUUGUACCACUACCUGCAGUCUGGACUUUGGAGUGGCUGUCAAGUUUGAUAGUUGGACAGAGCUGUAUAACCACAUUCCCCAUGUUGACGUUGGGUUAGACGAUUUUAUAACUUUGAUAUCGUUCAACCUAUUACGCGUAACAUAGAACCAAAUCUGCUAAAUUUGUGCAACCUUUUAACACUAACAGUGCAAACUGCAAGCUAUUUUGUGUUCAUACCAUUUUUAAUAAUUUUUAACCACACAAGGCCGGAAAUUAUUUGUUAUCUGAGCUUUUGUUUUUGUUACCAAUACCAUUUUAGUUCGAAGACUUCAGGGCAGGUAAUGGUACUCAAACCGGUUCGGUCAAAAUGGGGCUGUUUGAUUAAGUUUUACUGGUCUGCAUCAUGCAUCCCUCGACGGCCAUUAUUCUGCAGGUCCAUUAAACUUUAAAAUAAAAUCAAUUGUCUGGCACCGCUAGCAUAAAUCCUAAAACUACAUCACGAGAUCUUUAUACUUAACCAUUAUACUGCCACACCCCUCCAAGUUCGUGCGCAAUUAAUACUAAUAGUAAUACUCCGCCCCCGUCACUUGCAUGAUCAUGAUGCAACUGUUUGAUUCGAUUACUUUACUGUAAAUUUUGUUUGUAUCCGUUACGGUUAAGAUUUGAUUCUUUAAACUAUCAUGCCGUAGGAUAGUUUGAUGGUUUGGCCGGAGAUGAAAGCUAUAAAUAUUAAUAACAACGUCCCAGUCCACGUACACAGGAUUAAUAAAAAAGGCCUGUGACUAAUCUAUCUCCAAUCUUUGUAAGAAUGAAGAUAUAAAACCAUUCUGGCUCUGACACGACCUUUUAACUUCGUGAGUACCGGCCUGGUCAGUGGUCACCUGUACAAUCAUGUUAAAAAUGAGAUGACAUGGUCAUACUUUGCGGGCCUAGUUUUAGCUUAAGGCCGGAUACGUACGAUUAAUUGCUCGGGGUGUGUCCAUAUCAUUCAUUUCAACCCUAAACUUAAAGCAAAGCUCUGUGAAAUCUGCAUUUUAGGUCAUCUUGUGACUUGUUACUGCAUCAUAUGGCACAAGUUGGAGUAUUUUAAAGGCUUGCUUCAAGUUCAAUGUCUUCGUAUGAGCCCUCCUAUGUGCCUGAAAAUUAAAAUUCAUGAGAAUAUAUUUCCCUUGGCAGUCUCACCCACCCCCUCGACCGUAGAUUUGAACUAAAUGUUGAUAACUCUCGACUCGUAAAAGCACAUAUAAAAUUUACCUGUUCAAUUUAUACAUUUUAAUUUUACAGUAGGUUAAUAGUAAUACUAAUAGAUGAUAGAGGAAUUUAUAUAUUGCUAGCACUAGCACUAUCAGAGCCACUAUAAAGUUAAAUGUUUGCAAUGCAUGUUGCAAUACCCCUUCAACAACUUAAAUAUCAUAUACUACUAUAACCCCUCGAUAUAAACAACUCUGUUCUGAUUGAACAUGGCACUGGCCACUCAGCCACAGCUUAGAAUAAUUGUAUCGGAUGCAGGGCUUAACUUUAAAGGUUAUUGCCAACGUUUGUCUGCAAACUGUUUUUCAUGAGAUGCAUAUUAUAGUAUUAUACGAAGAUGAACAAUAUUACGUACAAUAUCUAUUGGAUCGUGUUUGCAGCCAAUAUCGUAAUUACGUUGAGUGAUCUAAGGUGAAUUGUUGCAGCUGCAGGCAAAUGAAACCUAUUGGAUAAUAGCUCCCUCGCGGAGAAAGUGAUGAUAUGAUCCUGUCGGAGCCGUAGAACAGUGCAAGUAGUGUUUUAGUGCACGACUUUGCUGCAGAGUAGUUUGAUGCCUGUUUCCGUACGGACAACGAAGCCGUUCAUCCCGACUUCAUACCGUUACAAAGCGAGGCGUCACGAUGAGACCGAUAUAGCUCAUGAUGGAAUCAAUCAAUACAUACCAAUACGGUUAUUGAAAAAAUUACUCAAAGUGGCAGUAAUAUUUCUCCUAGCCUUGCUUUUAGGACAUGUUUGCUCAAGCGUAUUGAAAGGUUUUGCAGAGAAUAAUACUGAAGAGGUAUCAUCCAAAAUCGCAAGGCCGCUUAAAUAUGCAAUGAGAAAGAGAGACGAGAAGGUAGAAAGCUUGAAUAGAAAGAGGCUUACUAUGAUGAAAAAUCAAUGUUCGGGAGGUGAUAUCUCAGAACCAAAGUUCCUGGCAGCUCACCAGAAGAAAGGAUUGUACAAUCGAGUAUUCGUAGAUCACAAACACAAAUUUGCGUACUGCAGUGUACCAAAAGCAGCCUGCACUAAGUGGAAGCAAAUCCUACUGAAGUCUGGUGAGGUGGCAAUGUACGAGGAUGAAGACAUUGAGGAUAUAUUCCCGCACUUGGAUUAUCACUUCAAGAGGCUGAGCGACCUGGACACCAUUAAAGCUUUGAGAGUGCUGGACAAGUACUACACCUUCACGUUUGCCAGAGACCCUCUAGUGAGGAUUGUCAGCGCUUGGAGGGACAAGUUUCAACAUCACCCAAAGGAAAACAGGUCAGACUAUGUCAACUUCCAUCACCAAUACGGCCGGAACAUAAUGAAGAGGUUCAGGGAGAAGUUCACACCCCACGAGCUGGAGAGGGGGUUCCCAAUAAGUUUCCAGGAGUACAUAAACUACAUUACAUCAUUCUCGAAUGUUGAGGAGAUGAACGAACAUUGGAUACCGGUGACAACUAUUUGUCGACCAUGCCACAUAAACUACAACUUUGUUGGAAAGUUCGAGAACCAAAAAGAAGAGAGUGAGUACUUGAUAGACAAACUAAAUCUACAGAACUACGUUCCUGAGCACUUUUUCAAAGAGGCAAGUAGCAGUUCGAGAGACGAGGCCAAGGUGUUGUUGAGGGAUAUUAGCGUGGAUAAGAAACAGAUUUUAACGAAGUUAUAUAAGGAUGAUGCUGCUAUUUUUGGGUACGAUUUAAAUGAGUUUUUAGGAAUUGAUUAAAUCUGUCGGUCCAUUAAUUAUGUGAUGUUUGAACCAUCGAUGUGAUAGAUUUUGCAAGUAGAUAUGAAGAUUUGAUAUUUAAACUAACAAUUGAAUGUAUAAUUGUGACUAUUUGUUGUUUAACUGGGAUUAUAUUAUUGUUGGUAUGGAAGAUUUAUCGUAUGUAAGCAGAUAGUGUAUAUUUUAAAUUAUUUUAAUUCAUUGGAUUGGUUUUGUAAUUUGAAUUUUGUACAUCAUUUCUUGUUUUGAUUGUUUUUUUGUUUUAAUCACCUUCAUUGU
Bolinopsis microptera is the source of this 4771-nucleotide messenger RNA. Its product is annotated as carbohydrate sulfotransferase 11-like. Gene Ontology annotation, biological process: carbohydrate biosynthetic process. Gene Ontology annotation, cellular component: membrane. NCBI's taxonomy places the organism in Eukaryota, Metazoa, Ctenophora, Tentaculata, Lobata, Bolinopsidae. The transcript is spliced from 8 exons. Gene Ontology annotation, molecular function: sulfotransferase activity. The record is from RefSeq and is a predicted model, not a curated record. The coding region runs from base 3353 to 4492 and encodes 379 amino acids.